Thlaspi arvense is the source of this 624-nucleotide messenger RNA. Lineage: Eukaryota; Viridiplantae; Streptophyta; Magnoliopsida; Brassicales; Brassicaceae. The record is from the annotation of a GenBank genome assembly.
AUGUGUGUGUCUCACAAGGUGCAUCUGCUGGAGAAAAGCUUCGAGACGGAGAACAAGCUGGAGCCGGAGCGCAAGACUCAGCUUGCCAAGAAGCUUGGGCUACAGCCAAGACAAGUUGCUGUCUGGUUUCAAAACCGACGAGCUCGUUGGAAAACCAAACAGCUCGAAAGAGACUUCGAUCUUCUCAAGUCCUCUUACGACCAACUCCUCUCUAACUACGACUCCAUCGUCAAGGACAACCUUAAGCUCCGAUCCGAGGUCACUUCCCUCGCCGAGAAGCUCCAAGCCAAGGAAGAGACAGCCAAUGAGCCACCGGGUCAACAAGUACCCGAACCAACACAACUCGAUCCGCUAAACAUGAACCGGUUCGAACCGGCAAUCAAAACCGAGGACCGGUUAAGUUCAGGGAGUGUCGGGAGUGCGGUACUAGACGAAGACGCACCUCAACUACUAGACAGCUGCGACUCCUACUUUCCAAGCAUUGUACCGAUCCACUCGGAGGAAGAUAAUAACAACAACAACGGUACUGAUAAUGACCGGAGCUGUUUCGCUGACGUCUUUGUGCCCACCACUUCGCCGUCGCACGAUCACGCUGAAUCCUUGGUUUUCUGGGGCUGGCCUUAA